This is a messenger RNA of Cottoperca gobio, 1113 nucleotides long. RefSeq names its product retinol dehydrogenase 11. The record is from RefSeq and is a predicted model, not a curated record. The coding region runs from base 1 to 966 and encodes 321 amino acids. Lineage: Eukaryota; Metazoa; Chordata; Actinopteri; Perciformes; Bovichtidae. The transcript is spliced from 6 exons.
AUGGUUUGGUUGGAUAUAAUUUAUCACCCAGUCUGGGCAGUUACCACAGUGCUUAUGUUCCUGGUUGUGCGCAUGCAGCGCAGAGGGAGCUGGGAUCCGCAAUCCUGCUCCGUGCGGCUGAAGGGGAAGACUGCUAUAGUAACAGGAGCCAAUACAGGGAUUGGGAAAUUCAUUGCAUUGGACUUUGCACGUCGUGGGGCCCGUGUUAUUCUGGCCUGUCGAAAUGAGGCCCGGGGGACAGCAGCACUUAAAGAAAUCAGGGAGAAAACCGGGAACUAUGACCUUCACCUGCGUCUGGUGGACGUUUCUUCUCUGGAGUCUGUCAGGGAAUUUGCUGAGGGGAUUCUCGAGGAGGAGAAAGCUCUCCACAUCCUCGUCAACAAUGCUGGAGUAUCAGGUUUACCCAGGGAGAUGACCAAAGAUGGGUUUGAGGCUUCUUUUGCCACAAACCUCCUGGGACCAUUCCUCCUCACCAACCUGCUGCUGGACCUGCUAAAGCGUUCAGCUCCGGCGCGUAUUGUUACCCUCUCCUCAUGCAACCAUAAGAGGGGCGAAGUGGACUUCGCUCAUUUUCACGGCGAGAACCUCACCUAUAGAAUGGAUGCUGUCUACAACCACACGAAGCUGCACAAUAUCAUCUGUACCAACGAGUUAGCACGCAGACUAGAAGGAACAGGUGUCACCGCAAACUCCGUCCACCCUGGUAUUGUCAUGACAGAUGUGUUGAGACACUAUCACUUUAUGGUUCGUUGGAUUUUCCGCCUUGUUGGAUUUUUCUUUUUCAAGUCUUCAGAGGAGGGUGCAGUCAGCUCAAUCUUCUGUGCGGUAGCAGAGGAAAUGGAGGGGAUAACUGGGAAGUAUUGUGACAGCGACUGCCACUUGGUUCUCCCUGCCCCUUUGGCUCGAGACACUGCCCUCGCGGUCAAGGACUUUGAGAUCUGCAAGAGGCUGACAUCAAAGCUUUGAGACAGCUAGCAAAUGGAGGCUUGGAAACAGACAGGGGUCAAAUUCCACCCUUAUUUACUGCACCUAUCGAUUGAACAUUUGUGAGAUAACAUGUCUUUAAAAUCAUCAGGUGAAAUUAUUUUGUAUACAUUUUUACAAUAAACUUUU